GGCCCCCCUCCUUGAGAACAGCGCAGGUUGGUGUGUGUUUUGUGAAGCUUCCACUUGCCGAAUACCAGCACCCUGCCCGCCCCAAAAGGGGAGUGCCCAGCGUUCAAGGUUCAGGAAGAUAACGAGAGGUGAGUCGCUGACGCAUAGCUUGUGUUGUGUUACCAAAGGCUCAUAUCAGAUUACAGCAGACCGCGGCUCGGGUGAAGCCACAGACGCGUUCGGACCGCCGUCCUUUUUUCUCGCACAAACCAGGAACCAGUUUUGAAGAAGCCAACAAAGGGCUACGUGUUGGGUUUUUUUUCCCCCCAGACGACCGUUACCAUGGGUAUUAAGGCGCAGCGCUCCCUGCUGCUUCUGCUGUGUUUGUCGGGGCUCGUUCGCUGCUCGGCCGCCUUCCUGUUUUGGACGGCCUUGGUGGAGCUGAUCUACGCCAACGACAGCAACGGCAUCGUGCACAAGUACUGCGAGUGCGGCGUGUACGGUAGCAACUCCCUCCUGGGGAAAGCCGAGGGCGUCGUCGCCCUCCCCAGGGGAGACCCCUUGGGCUGCGGCUCGGGUCCCGUCUACAACCGCAACUCCAGCCAGCCGCCUUGGAUAGCCCUGGUUAAGAGGGGCAACUGCUCCUUCAGCGAGAAGUUCAACGCCGCCAGGCGCCAGGGAGCGGACGCGGUGGUCGUGUACAACAUGGACGGCAGCGGCAACAGCACCACUCGCAUGAGGCACGAGGACGUCGGCGACAUCGUGGCCAUCAUGAUCGGCAACUCGCAGGGCAUGGAGAUUGUGCGUUUGGUGAGCAACGGGACAGAGGUGACGAUGGUGAUUGAGUUAGGCAACCCCCACGGACGCUGGAUGGACACGUACUGGCUGUACAUUCUCUCCAUCCUGUUCUUCAUUGUGACGGCCGCCUCCAUCGCCUACUUUGUGUUCAUCUCCGCCAACCGCCUCUACGGCCUGAACGCGCACAGGCGCGCCGAGAGGAGGCUGAAGUCGGAGGCCAAGAGGGCGAUCGGCCGCCUGCAGGUGCGCAAACUCAUGGCGUCGGACGAGGAAACGGCCUCCGACUCUCACGUGUGCGCCGUGUGCAUCGAGUCCUACAGGGCGGGGGAGGCGGUGACGGUGCUGACGUGCGGCCACAUCUUCCACAAAGCCUGCAUCGAGCCCUGGCUGCUGGAAAGGAGGACCUGCCCCAUGUGUAAGUGCGACAUCCUGAAGGCCCUCGGGGUUGAGGAGGAGACGAAAGGGAGCCUUUCGGCCGAGUCACCACCGGAGGUCACUGUGAUCACGGUGACAGGAGGAGAACCCAUGUACGAAGUCCCACUGGCAGACCGGCCAGGCUCCGACCCGGACAGCCAUCAGCGUCACUAUGACAACGGGGCCUUCGAGGAGGACUCGUCGGCCGGGAUACGUUGAAACCAGCAGAGUGGAAUCAAACUGUCAUGUUCCAGCGGGAGAUUUGGGAUGAAAUAAAUUAUCCAGAAAAAAAGAAAGAAACGAUUUUUAAUGGACCUAAUUAGCUUGGAUGUCUGUCCUCUGUCUUGGUGCAAGUGUGUACAUAUGGGGUGUGUUCAUAAAAAACAAACAGAGAAUUUCGUGGGGUAAUGCCAGUGUCACAUUUCCGCUUUGCAUGGUGGACACACCAGCUGAGCACUGGUCAGGGAGGAAAUGCAGUAGAGCAUUUUGAAUAGGGUUUUUUUUUUUACCCCGGGCCAAAUUUCCAUCGACAAUGAGACGUGUUGCAUUGCACAUUGCCUCACAAAUGCACAUUGUUUUUUUUUCUUUUUCUUUGCUUUCAGAGUAGAAUUGAUUUCUUUUAAUUUAAUAAAUUGGAAUAAUUGGAAUUUCUUAAGGUUGGAUAAGUAAACACAGCUCUUCCUUAUGAACACACCCUGUGCAGGGAAUGCAGUUUGACACUCAAUGAGUGACGACGAGCGAAUAGCAUCACCUGAUGGGCCGGGAAAUUAAAUAAGAUCAUUUGUUCACCAAUAGAUACAUUUGGGAAUUUGGCAAUGCAAUAAAUGUCACGAAAACUGUCGAUGAUAUGCCUCCCAAAUAUUUUAUCUUGACUGUUGAAUGGGGGGGGGGAUAAACCUUUGUGUGUAAUGGAUUUUGAGAUGACAUUAUAUUGAGAUCUAUUCAUCUAUCACGUCAGGUUCUGACUCCCUUCUAGAAACAGAUGUACAAGCACAAACAGCUGCUCUUGAAUUGGUCUUCCAGGACUUUUCCUUUGAAUUAUUUGGAAUGGUGUUGGUUUCAUUUUUGUGGUCUACCUCUUAACUCUCACGAGGGUUAUGGAACAUAUUAAGACUCUCAGAUGUAGUGUGUCCCCCAGUCAAUUUUACACCUCAAGAAUUGUUUAAUGUCUUUUUUUUGUUUCUGGUGGGAAUUUGCUGAUUGUGGCAACUAAUAUAUUUUUCUAUAUUGGAUCAUGGUAUAUGCUGUUUUACAGAUCCCAGAAGUCCUAAAUUGUUCUGUAAAAAUCAACAUCACCUGCUGUAUUAAAUCACAUUGAUGCUUAUUAGAGUGCAAUAAAUCCCUCAAAAUGAGGCCUAAGCUACAA
Pungitius pungitius (ninespine stickleback) is the source of this 2557-nucleotide messenger RNA. RefSeq names its product E3 ubiquitin-protein ligase RNF128-like. Gene Ontology annotation, cellular component: plasma membrane. Lineage: Eukaryota; Metazoa; Chordata; Actinopteri; Perciformes; Gasterosteidae. The record is from RefSeq and is a predicted model, not a curated record. The transcript has a single exon. The coding region runs from base 322 to 1410 and encodes 362 amino acids. Gene Ontology annotation, biological process: ubiquitin-dependent protein catabolic process; Wnt receptor catabolic process. Gene Ontology annotation, molecular function: ubiquitin protein ligase activity; frizzled binding.